This is a messenger RNA of Clonostachys rhizophaga, 354 nucleotides long. The record is from the annotation of a GenBank genome assembly. NCBI's taxonomy places the organism in Eukaryota, Fungi, Ascomycota, Sordariomycetes, Hypocreales, Bionectriaceae.
AUGAGGAGAAUCGCCUCUGCCGCCCUAACGAGCCGGGCAAUCGGGAGGUCAGCUGGCCACAGGAUCUCGUCAUCACAUCGGGACCCUUCCAUGCUGUUCCACCAUCAAAUCUCUUCCAAGGCCGAAUCAAUCGAGGGCGGAGCUAAAAUCAAAGGUUCGGCGCGACCAAGUGAUUCUCUGGUAGAAUCGUCGAGAAGCAAGGACAAAAAGACGAUAGCGCAGCUUGACGAGGAGCUCAGGCUACGUCUGGAAGGCAUGUCGGGUGAUGGUGGCGCUGCUGGUGUCGAGUAUGAGAAUGGGCGAGCUGAAGGCCUGAAGAGCGAGGUGAAGAGGAACAUGUUCAGAAUCAUCUGA